Messenger RNA from Eriocheir sinensis (Chinese mitten crab), 2586 nucleotides. Its product is annotated as suprabasin-like. Bases 1317 to 2312 code for a protein of 331 amino acids. The record is from RefSeq and is a predicted model, not a curated record. Lineage: Eukaryota; Metazoa; Arthropoda; Malacostraca; Decapoda; Varunidae. The transcript is spliced from 2 exons.
ACACGUACAAUGUGCUACAGCGUGGGACAAAGUGAAGGUGCGACAUUGGACUCACAGAAAAAUAACCACAGGGGGCGACAAAGUGAAGGCGCGACACUGGACUCACAGAAAGAAGACUACAGGGGGCGACAAAGUGAAGGAGCGACACUGGACUCACAGAAAGAAGACUACAGGGGGCAAUAAAGAGGAGGUGUGGAACUGGACUCACAGAAAAAUAACUACAUGAGGCAAUAAAGUGGAGGUGUGGAACUGGGCUCACAGAAAGAUAAAUACAUGAGGCAACACAGAGAGGGAGAGUCCAUUAUUAUCAUUGUUAUUAUAAAAGAUGAAUCAGGUAGAGAGGGAGGAGCGUGGACACUAUAAGCCGCCUGUUCAGCAUCCCCGAAACACCUGAGACCCUGAGAAAGAGGAAAUGACAGAGAAGGUAAUGAGAAAAGUAGAAAGGGGAUGAAUGAGGAAAGAGGAGCAUCUGUGUUAGUAUUAUUUUAAGAGAUAAAUAAAAUAAAGAGAGAGGAGUGCGGACACUAUAAGCUCCCUGUUCAGUUGCUCCCAAACACCUGAGAUGCAGAGAAAGAGAACAUGAAAGGGAAAGCAAUGAGAUAUGUAGAAAGAGUAUGAGAUAAUAUACUAGAUUAUAAAAGUGGAGGGACAGAAGUAGAGCAACAAAUACAGUAUCCCAAAACACACGAAGGGAGGCAAUGCUAUGGUCGACACAUACAUAAGAUAGUGUUCAGUACAUAAGUAUGGCAUGGCUUCUCAUAUGUCAAUGGAUCAGUGUCCUCUAACCCAAGAAAUAUUAGUAUUAUAAGUCUACUGGGUAAAGUUCUGUCGCUACCAUUGACGUAACAGCAUUAUAUAAAUUAAAUAUACAUGCAUUUUUCUAUUUUUUUAUUUGUGUUGUGUUAGACGGUGGCAGUAUUUAAAGAGUAGCUCCCCCCAAAUGAAUCAUCUAUGUAUGUAUAGUCACUGCCGACCUUAGGACCGUAGCAUAAAUAUAGUUACACCACAUAAGAAAUGUCAACUAUCGUCUAUAUAUAUAUUUUACCGCAAUCUGGAAGUGUUGUUAUAUUUCUGCCAUACAAAUCUGACUGACUCAAUUUAGUGCCAUGUAUAUUAAGUUCCACUGCUGUCUAAGGGUCGGUCAUCAAAACUAUUACUCAGACUGAAAAGGCCACUACUAUAAUACAAAGUUCAUGGAUUGUACUUCUUACUUUAUCUCAGCACAAGAAACCUACCAAUUCUGUGACAUGAUUAUAGUGAUCAUGGGCUGCUACAUAUGGGAAAAGGCUACAUGAGAGGGCUUUGCUUAUAGUGGCAUGUUUUCUGCUACACAUGGCCAUUAUAGGAUGCUACACAUGGGAACAUUUCAUAAGAAGGGUUUUAGUGAUAGUGGCAUUCAACACAGCACACAGGAAACCCAUGAGAGGGGGCAUGGCAUUCAACACAGCACACAGGAAAAGGAUGAGAUGGGGCAUGGCAUUCAACACAGCACACAGGAAAAGAAUGAGAUGGGGCAUGGCAUUCAACACAGCACACAGGAAAAGAAUGAGAUGGGGCAUGGCAUUCAACACAGCACACAGGAAAAGAAUGAGAUGGGGCAUGGCAUUCAACACAGCACACAGGAAAAGGAUGAGAUGGGGCAUGGCAUUCAACACAGCACACAGGAAAAGGAUGAGAGGGGGCAUGGCAUUCAACACAGCACACAGGAAAAGAAUGAGAGGGGGCAUGGCAUUCAACACAGCACACAGGAAAAGAAUGAGAGGGGGCAUGGCAUUCAACACAGCACACAGGAAAAGAAUGAGAGGGGGCAUGGCAUUCAACACAGCACACAGGAAAAGGAUGAGAUGGGGCAUGGCAUUCAACACAGCACACAGGAAAAGGAUGAGAUGGGGCAUGGCAUUCAACACAGCACACAGGAAAAACAUGAGAUGGGGCAUGGCAUUCAACACAGCACACAGGAAAAGAAUGAGAGGGGGCAUGGCAUUCAACACAGCACACAGGAAAAGAAUGAGAGGGGGCAUGGCAUUCAACACAGCACACAGGAAAAGAAUGAGAGGGGGCAUGGCAUUCAACACAGCACACAGGAAAAACAUGAGAGGGGGCAUGGCAUUCAACACAGCACACAGGAAAAGAAUGAGAGGGGGCAUGGCAUUCAACACAGCACACAGGAAAAGGAUGAGAGGGGGCAUGGCAUUCAGCACAGCACACAGGUGAUCAUCAAGCAGGUUGGUGUCAGUACCCACAUAAACACUUGGAAAGAAAUGAUCAGCCUUAUACUGGUAGCUUGUAAAGGCAAUCUGCUGGUCUCGUGACUGACUAUCUCAAUCUUCAAUGUCUUCUAUCAAGGGAACUACAUGUCUUUUAUUCACCGCUAGCAUGCAGAGGGACAAAGAAAUGUGCAUCUGUAACCUCUGUGUCUUGGGAAUUAAUAAACUAUGUCAAAGGAGGUAGACAAAAAAGUAUAUUUCAAAGUAAGAUCAACUACAUAUCUUCCCCCGUUUUUUGUCUUCCUCUUAACUCUCCUUUAUUAUAUCUCUUUUUCCACUUCCUUGUCCUUCCCUCCUCCAUGAUUCUGUUCCUUUCCUU